This is a messenger RNA of Fraxinus pennsylvanica, 951 nucleotides long. The record is from the annotation of a GenBank genome assembly. NCBI's taxonomy places the organism in Eukaryota, Viridiplantae, Streptophyta, Magnoliopsida, Lamiales, Oleaceae.
AUGGAUGAGUUCUUCCAAUUAUACAACUUUGAUUGGGAUAUGGAAUGGCCUAAGGAGGCUGUUUUGGUGAAUACAAGCGCUUUUGUUAGGUACAUAAAACAACCCAUUGGAGAGCUUGCACCAAGGAGCCAUGGCAAUGGACUGAAUCAUCAGAACGUAAACAAGAGGAUGAUUGAGUUCUUGAAGAAGACAUCUACCAGGAUGAGGGUCGAGACAACUAUUGAAACCGAGAGCACAAGAAGCCAUAAGCAUGCGAUCAGUGAGAGAAUGAGAAGAGAGAAGCACAAGCAAAGUUACUUAGCAUUGCAUAAGCUGUUGCCCCUUGGAACUAAGAGUGAUAAGAACUCAAUACUCCACAUGGCAGCCAAGAAUAUUGAGGAAUUGCAGAAGAACAAGGAGGAGUUGGAGAGGAGAAACGGUGAACUGGAGAUGGUUUUGGCUGGAAAAGUUAAUGAAAUUAAGGAAGAAAAGGCUCUAAUUAAGUUAAAAGUAGCAAAUCCAGCAUCAGGAAUUGAUUCUAUGCUGGAGGUUCUUAGAUGUUUGGAAAAUACUGGAUCCAAAGUAUCAUCUCGCUGCAGCCAUCUCAGAUUCUGGCAUCAUCUCGCUGCAGCCGUCUCAGAUUCUGCUCCGCAAUCCUCUUCAAGGGUGGUUGAAAUUGCUCUGGAGUUUAGACAUCCCAAGCAAGACAAAAAAUUUCAUAUGGAAGGCGUUUGUAGAAAUUCUGCCGACAUAGUUCAAUCUAUGGCGGAGACAUUCCAAUUGAGAUGGAAACAAACCUUCCACACUCCAGUCCGGUGUGAACGUUAUGAUGCUAUUUGGCGUGAAAUUAAAUUUGCUGAUAUGGCGAUGAGCUUUAAAGAAGAUAAGAUUAGGAAAUUGCUGCUAUGGGCAAGGAAAAAUUUGUCCAGGGAGAUGGACUUGUUUGGAGGUGAUAUGGAGACGUUGGAAUGA